Penicillium alfredii is the source of this 2046-nucleotide messenger RNA. RefSeq lists its product as uncharacterized. The transcript is spliced from 9 exons. The coding region runs from base 1 to 2046 and encodes 681 amino acids. Gene Ontology annotation, biological process: DNA repair. Lineage: Eukaryota; Fungi; Ascomycota; Eurotiomycetes; Eurotiales; Aspergillaceae. The record is from RefSeq and is a predicted model, not a curated record.
AUGGCUAGGGACACUUCUGUCGCUGGGCCUGUACAGUCAGGCCGAGUCACCCGAUCAAACAGAAAGCCACGCAUUCAAGGUUUCGCAUCCUUGGCACCCGAAAAACUUGCUGCUGCUGCAGGCAUUCCGACCCUGGAGCCAGUAUACGGACAGCCCCCUGCCUGGUCGGAGAAUCGUCCUGAACUCUGUGAUGCACUCCCGUGGUUUCGCUCCACCCAGGGAGGUGCCUACCACUUGAACACCCUGUGCUUUGGCUUCUUGGUGGAUGCUGAUUGUGGUGACCGCUCAUACAUCGACGAUGAGAUUGUCAUCACCAGAAUCGGUGGAAACUGUGUCAAGGACGCAGAGGGGAACUUGAUCCUCACAAAGGACCUUGACGCAGAUAAAGCGACUGUCAAAAGCAUUCUGAACAGCCUGAGCAUGAAAAUUCCCAUCGGCCUCAUCAUCGGGAAUAGAAACACCCUCCUCAAGAGAAAGCUUCCUCAUCGCUACAACGUCAUGGAUUGGUUCCGCAUUACCAAUGUCUGGCAUGAAAAGAUCGGAAACAAAACCGGCUUCAAGGUUCGUUUCGAAAAGCUGCAUCUCUCGGAGAAGAGCUGGUGGGCAGCCAACGACUCUACCCCGGUUGUCCCUCUGGAGCAACGAGAUUUCCACACCAAGCCAGCAUCCAUUCAGUGCCAGAAAUGCCUCCGAGAGAGCCUUCGUCUAUACAAGGAAGGGUGGAUGUGUCUUGAGCCAUCAUGCGAUGCAUUCUGGAAAAUCGACGGUGCCCCUGCCUCGGUUGUCCUUAGCUUCCAUCCUGAUUUCUUGAGCUUUCGUGCUCAGCCAGAUGCAAGCAUCAAGCCCCAUCACAGCCUUGUGCCUGAUCUCCUGUCAACCAUCAACAACAAGGAUGCAGAUGUCAGCACAAUUCGCAUUACGUGGAAGGGUAUAGUGUGCCCUCAGUGCUCUCGGUGCAUCUCUCGUGUAUUUUGGGACGGCUGGAAAUGCACGGAUGACCUUGCCAACAAAUCCUCUCCAGUCAGCAAUAAUUGCACAUUUGAGAAGAUUUUGAACAUGCCUCCAGUUUCUCUGCGCUCUGUCCUCGAUGACCUGGAACUGGGGCCCAUCAAGCGAGCACUGUUCUUUGAAGAGAAAUUCGCCAGACCCGAGAUAGAUGAUCAGUCCUUGUUCCCAUACCGCAAGCUCACGUACAAAAUCAGUGGCAUCGGCUCCAUCACCCACCUGGUUUCCAACAGGGCCAUCAAUAGCCGCAAGCAUGGCCCUAAUGAGCUCUUCAAAAAUCUCCAAGAGCAAAAUCUCGCUCUUCGACGGUAUCCACUUCAGCAGAGCGUUGUUGCCGGAACAUUGACUGCCCACUUUGCUGUCAACUACGGAAUGCCAUACAAAUAUGUUGUAUCUGUGGAUUCCAAGGGCUUUGAUGAAGCGUCGGAUGAGGUCCUGCGAGCAUUGGGCCGUUUGACAUGGGCCACCAAAAUGGCAGUCACCAGUGCGGGUGAUGAGUUCCUAGCUCCCAACGAGCUGCUGAUGCUUGGCUACCUCGAAGGGAUGAAGAUCGGGUAUCAUGACGAUGGCGAAGCAUCGCUGGGUCCAACCAUCGCUACCCUUUCUCUCGGAGCCAAAUCAACCAUGUUCAUCCGCAUGAAGUACAGGUACUACAACGGGCUCAGCCGGGUGAAAAAACCACUUGAGGAGGACCCUGUGCUCGAGCACUGCAAGUUCGAAGCCAAUCGCCGGAUGCUGAAGGACCAGUUUGAGGCUGGGCAGAUCUCGAAACAGAAGUAUGACUCUGAUCGUCGCAAGCUUCUCGGGGAGACCAAAGGCGGGGAGGCACACCCCAUCAUCAAGAUUGAGCUCAACCAUGGAGAUUUGGUUGUCAUGCAUGGAGAAAAGCUGCAGAAUUUCUACGAGCAUUCUGUGGUGCCCGAGGACAAACUACGCUUUGCUCUGACCGCGCGAUACAUCAAGCCUGGUCAUAUCAACAACCACGAUCGAAAGAAAGGGAAUUUUACUCUCACCCCCGACCAAAUUUACGAUGGACAAUGA